GGGUGUCAGCAGCAAGUGCAAGUGUGGUGGCGUGAUGUACCGUCAACCUUGACCGGAAAAAUGCAAAAUAAAUGCACUAAUAGAGGUACACUCGGUCGUACCAGCUCUUUGUAAGACGGUGCCGGUGUUAAGGACGGGUGGACCUCGUUUGUGGAAAGGAUGUGUUCCAGAAAAAACCACCAAAGUGCACACCAACGUCCAGCACCACGCGAUACAACGUGCCGUCCGUGUUAGCUUGUUUUUGAAUCCUUUAGCUCGAGAAGUCAGUAAGCAGCGCGGUGCGGAUUGAUGGUGUUUUAAAGCGUCACACGCCAGUGAGAACGAAUAAGUUUAAGCGUAGUGUGCGAUAAAGCACGCUUUGAAGAGUGGACUUAUAGUGAGUUUUUUAAACAAACUUUGAGGAAUAUUCGACUUGAGCUAUUGGUUGAAUGUCAACCAUUGCCAUCGCAAGCUGCGAGUCACGAAAUGAUUUGGAAAAGGUUUGGAAUGUGCCAACGAAUGUUUCUGCUAGCUUUAGGAACGCUAGCAAUGCUUCAUCCUGCAAGUGGUGAAACCAUUGCGAUCGAGCAGAUCCUUUCGCUGUGCUGCCAGCAGGGCGAGGCUUGGGGAUCGCAGAGCCGGACAUGCUCGAGCUACAACGAAUCGCUGGAGCUGGUACCGGCCGGCCUGCACGGCCUGUGCCUUUCGACCAUCGAAAUAUGCUGCUCGAAGCAGCACAAAAUUUACCAGUGUAAGGCCGGUCAUAUAGCUGCCCGGCAGGGUCGCAGCUGUUCCCCGAAAGGUGACCAGUCCGGGUCGGAAUUUUACACGGAUUGCUGCGAGGCGUGCAAAAUAGGGCUGGUGGUCGGCUCGAGCGCCAACAAGUGCUCGGUGGAACCGUUCGCCUUCGGCAGUCCCUGGGACGAAAUCUAUGACGAUUGCUGCGAGAACGAAAUCAGGAAAAAAGUUGGACACGAUGAGCUGGGCUUGUGUGAGCAGUUCCCGUCAGUCUGCUCGCAGGUGUGCGAGAACUUGGAGGACGGUGCGUAUGUGUGCAAGUGUCAUCCAGGAUUCGAGCUGAUGGACGACAGCAAAACCUGUGCACCGGUUUCGGACGAGGAUAAUGAAGCGAUCGAGCGGAAGGACACAUUCGCCUGUGGCAAAGGACUCAAGUACAACAAGCACACGGACGAGUGUGAGGACGUGAACGAAUGUGAAACCGGUGAGGCCACAUGCAAUCCGGCGAAUCAAGUUUGUCGUAAUACGCGCGGCGGCUUCAUAUGCGUGGAUAUCGUGCUUCCGGACAUUGCCUGCGAUGCGGGGUACGAGCCGAAGAAUGGCAAAUGCGAAGAUGUUAACGAAUGCUUAGAGCGGCUCGAUGCUUGCGACCGGGAAAGGGAACACUGUCUCAACGGACGUGGUAACUACUCCUGUCUGCCGAAGGCCGUCACCAUGUGUCAACCGGGCUUUGCUUACAACGUGAGCUUGGGCGUGUGCGAAGACAUCAACGAGUGCGAGGAGGACGGUGCCUGCGACGAAGGAUACCGUUGCGACAACAUUGACGGCUCUUACGAGUGUAUUGCGGUGGUGAAGAUUUAUCCAACUCAGCCGAGGAAAAAGGUGGACGCGUGUACACCCGGUUUCCGACGACAUAAUGAUCAGUGCGUGGAUAUUGAUGAGUGUGCCGCCGAUAAGAAUGCCUGCGACAGUAAUCAGGUGUGCACGAACGAGAUCGGUGGAUUCAGGUGUGAUUGUAAAAUUGGAUUCAAUCUCGAUACGAUUACGAACGCGUGCGUCGACAUCAACGAGUGUCAGGUGAACGCCCACGAGUGUCUGGAGACGCAGCGCUGCGAUAAUACGAUCGGUUCCUACACGUGCAUCCGGCUGCAAAGCUGUGGCACCGGUUACACUCUCAACGCCGAAACGGGUCACUGUGAUGAUGAUGACGAGUGUGCUCUCGGACGUCACAAUUGUCUGCCACCGAACGAAUGCUUCAACACGAAGGGCUCGUUCCGGUGUCGUAUUCCGCACCGACAUUACUUGCAGUCCAGUACGUCUACAUCGACUAGCACUACGACGACCACGACCACCGUACGGCCCCAACGGUACAAUCCCGGGUACAGCAACUAUCCAACGUCACGCUACUCGUCGUACCAGCCGUAUCUACCACCGUGCGGAAUCGGGUUCGAGCGGAACAGUUUGGGAGCGUGUGUCGAUAUUGAUGAAUGUUCGCGGGGUGCUAGUUGUCAUCGGCAUCAGCAGUGCAUCAAUACGAAUGGAUCGUAUCGCUGCCGCGAUCUUUUAUCCUGCCCCGCUGGAUACCGUGUUAAUGAUGACAUUACGGAGUGUUUAGAUAUCGACGAAUGUGCUACCGGUGAGGCAGUCUGUGGUCCGGAGCAAACGUGCAGCAAUCGGAAGGGAGGGUAUGUUUGCGUGUGUCCACCGGGGCAUAAGCUCGGUCGGAACAAGCGCUGCGAGGACAUUGACGAGUGUGCAAUGCAUGGGUCGAAGGCUUGUCAGCAAAAUUCCAACUGUAUUAAUACGAUCGGAUCGUACCGGUGCGAUUGUAAGGAGGGGUUCAAAAAUGGACCCAAUGAGAUGAUCUGCACGGAUGUGGACGAGUGCAAGGAAAUUCCUGGGCUGUGUCAUCAGAGGUGUUUGAACUACUGGGGGUCGUACCGGUGCGGCUGUCAUCCGGGCUAUCGGCUAGGCUACAACAAUCGUACCUGUGACGAUGUGGAUGAGUGCGAGGAGUACAAGUCGGCUAAUUUGUGUGUGGGCAUAUGCGAGAAUACGCCGGGAUCGUAUGCUUGUCGUUGUCCGCAUGGCUACAAGUUGGGAGCGGAUGGACGAAGUUGCAUAGAUAUUGACGAAUGUCAGGUGGGAGAUGUGUGCAAUAGACGUCACGAUAUUUGCACCAACAUCGGCGGAAGCUAUCGGUGUACGACGAUCGAAUGUCCCUUUGGCUAUCGACACGAUGUGGAUCGUCGAAACCGUUGCGAGCGAAUCAGCCGUUACUGUAAUACCGGUGAUAUGGAAUGCAUUCGGCGACCUCACUCGUACUCGUACAACUUCUUAACGAUCGUGUCCAACAUUCUGCUACCACCGGAGGGCCGUGGGCUAUUCACGCUGGCCGGUCCGUCCCAUUACCAAAUGAUCGAUUUUGAUCUGAAGCUAGUUUCCGUCGAUGCAGCACCACAUGUGAAACCAGUAGAUAUUCAUUACUUCGGGUUGGAGAAAAGAACGAACGAGGCGCAGCUGAAUUUGCGUAAGAGCAUCGAGGGACCGCAGGACAUUGAGCUGGAGCUGAGCAUGAGCGUGUUCCAGAAUGGGGAACUGUACGGCACUAAUGUGGCCAAGCUGUUCCUGAUGAUAUCGGCGUAUGAAUAUUAAACCACGCACGGCAAGCGUUACGAUUGAGCGGGUGACAAGCACCAAACCCAGCAGUGGUUUCAUCUUACAUUCUUACUUUAACAUUCAGCUACCAGUGCUUCUUCGUGUCCUUUGUGGGACGAGCGUAGGACACGUUUUGUAUCCCUAAAAGAUUGCGUUUAGUACAGGAGUAUGGUUAUGAAAUAAAUAAAUCUGAACUUCUCCAUAAAUUUUUGACCUUUA
Messenger RNA from Anopheles stephensi (Asian malaria mosquito), 3594 nucleotides. Its product is annotated as fibulin-1. The coding region runs from base 466 to 3372 and encodes 968 amino acids. Gene Ontology annotation, molecular function: calcium ion binding. The record is from RefSeq and is a predicted model, not a curated record. The transcript has 17 exons. Lineage: Eukaryota; Metazoa; Arthropoda; Insecta; Diptera; Culicidae.